GUUGGCUCGGAAUAUGUGAAGAAGUUGCACUACAUUGGGCAGAAGAUGAAGAAUGUUGCCACUACGAAAAUUUGGUUAAAAGUGCGCGAUUUGCUACAUGAAGUCGGGAGCAAGUGUGGUGUAGAGCCAUCAGUUAUCGACAACAUUGAUUUGGACAACGUCAUUGAACAAGCAAUCGCCAAAAAUGAAGGAAAGCCGACACAGCUGCACGUGGACGAUGUAUUUGUAUGGCCGCGUGAAACGGCUGCUGAGCUGUUAUCGCUAGAACCGGAAUCGGCCGGACAACCUAACGAAAUGUAUCCACUUCUAUCCAAAACCAAAAAGCGCUCUCGCUCCAAAACACAGCAGAAUUUGGCAAGCUUAAUUAUGAAGACUACCUUGAAUUAG
Gongylonema pulchrum is the source of this 387-nucleotide messenger RNA. NCBI's taxonomy places the organism in Eukaryota, Metazoa, Nematoda, Chromadorea, Rhabditida, Gongylonematidae. The record is from the annotation of a GenBank genome assembly.